Jatropha curcas is the source of this 1220-nucleotide messenger RNA. Its product is annotated as PCNA domain-containing protein. Gene Ontology annotation, cellular component: checkpoint clamp complex. Gene Ontology annotation, biological process: DNA repair; DNA damage checkpoint signaling. The record is from RefSeq and is a predicted model, not a curated record. Lineage: Eukaryota; Viridiplantae; Streptophyta; Magnoliopsida; Malpighiales; Euphorbiaceae.
AAGAUCCAGGGAAAGUGCUGUAAGGGCGGUACGUUUUCUUUCUCAGAAACUCAAUACAGUGCUGUAACCCGACUCAGCUCUCUCUACUACUCAGGAAAGAAAUUGGAGAGGCCGUGUCGUUUCUAUGCUCGAACUUGGUGGAGUUGAGAUUGCUAGAGAUGGUUUGAAUAUGCAAUAUUUAAAACACUUGAUUGAUUAAGAAGACCAUGAAUUCAUCAGCAACAGAGCCGGAGGCACCUGAUUUGGUGUGCCAGAUGGACAAUGUGCAAGGCAUGGUUGAUGCAUUUUCCGCUGUUCGAUGGAAACGCCAUCAGGACGCGGUAGUGGAAUUAUCUGAGCAUGGCAUUGUUUUGAUAGUUGAGGAGAUAGGUUGUCUUCAAGCAAAAGUUUAUCUCCAAAAAGAGCUUUUUGUUCGAUAUGAAUAUAAUGCUCAAGGACGGCCUAGGUUUGGAUUGAGCUUGGGGCUUUUUGUUGAUUGCUUGAACACAUUUUCAGUUCCUGGACAUGCAACUGCAAUUGAAAUUCAAUAUCCUGGACCAGACAUGCAGCUUCUACUCAAGUCUGUUGAUUCCCCAGAUACUUGUAUUUAUGCGGAAAUCAGGACAAGAAUUCCAGAUACAAUUUCAUGGGACUACAACUUUGAACCUGCAGGAAGUACACCACUAAGUUUUACUGUUAAGUCUGCAGCACUGAAGGAAGCUAUCGAUGAUCUUGAAUGGCCAGGAGCCAGCAUCCAGAUUAUUCUAAAACCAGUACCCCCAUCUGUAACCUUCAAAGCUGAAGGCCAUGGAGAUUUGCAGAUAGACUUCAUGUACUAUGUGAAUACUGAUUUGUUAAUUGCAUUUCACUGUGAUCACCAAGUUGCUUAUAGGUAUAAAUACAAGUUCCUUAGGGCAACUACUUCUAACAUACCCGGUACCGUUAUUAAAGAGAACAGAGGAAGCAAGUUGACCAUUGGGAGAGGUGGAAUGUUGAAAGUUCAGCACCUGGUUUCAGUUGGGAGACUAUCAAAUUCACAUCAACACAUUGAUUCUGCUGGCUAUCAACAGCCUAGUCGAAUAGCUUUUAUUGAGUUCUUUGUGAGGCCUGAGGAAGAUGAAGGCACCCCAAAUGACUGACAGGGCGCUUCCUCAAGAUGUUUACACUAUUUUUGUUUUGGUUUUUCGAUGAAAAUUGUGGUUUAAUGCUAAAAUUUUUUAGAUUUUAAGCAUUUUUAUAUU